Messenger RNA from Acytostelium subglobosum LB1, 543 nucleotides. RefSeq lists its product as hypothetical. The record is from RefSeq and is a predicted model, not a curated record. Gene Ontology annotation, molecular function: microtubule plus end polymerase activity; microtubule plus-end binding. The transcript has 2 exons. NCBI's taxonomy places the organism in Eukaryota, Evosea, Eumycetozoa, Acytosteliales, Acytosteliaceae. Gene Ontology annotation, cellular component: kinetochore; centrosome; microtubule plus-end. The coding region runs from base 1 to 543 and encodes 180 amino acids. Gene Ontology annotation, biological process: mitotic spindle organization; microtubule polymerization; establishment or maintenance of microtubule cytoskeleton polarity.
AUGAACAAUACAGUGGCAGCACAGACUGCAACACAGAUAAUAGCAAAGAUAAAGUCUAAAGACUUUAAGGAUAGGUUGAAUGCAUAUGAUGAUAUGUUGAAUUUGUUCUCGACAUUACCAGAUGGCAAUGCACCAGAGUUUGCUAGACUGUCUCCAGCAUUUGAAAAGUAUCUGUUGGUUGAUAUACAGCCCGCUAACAAGGAGAAGGCUCUACAGGUGUUAAUGGUGUUCUUGGAUCGCGCCGGUUGUCUACACGUGCCACAGGCCCUGCCGGCACCCUUUAUCACCGACCUCACAACAUGUAUCAUCGAGAACUGUUUGAGUGGACGCGACUCUACCAAGCUCAAAGCCAUCGAUUGUCUGUUGAUGCUGGUCGAGGUCAUUGGACCAGACACUAUCCUGCCAUGUAUCUGUGCAGCGGCGCAGCACAAGACGCCCAAGAUUGCCACAUACUCAAUCUUUACACUCAAGGAGGUUGUCAGACAGGCUACGGCCUGCACAAAUGAAGGAGUUGGAGACGACCAUUCAAUCAACAUCGAGUAA